GGGACUGUCUACCUAUCUACCUGACCCAACUCAACUCUUCGCCCGUCGCAUUACACAGUUACACCCCCGACAACCCUCAUCAUGGCAGACGCAAUCUCCAUCGAAGAAACCAAUCGGAUUCGAGUGUCUUUGGGCAUGAAACCACUGCCUGUUCCUGGCGCAACUGGUCCAGUGUUCAAAGAAUCCGCGCCAGAGCCGGUAGAAGAUUUGGGCAGCACUCUCGAAAGCCGGCAAGCCGAGGGUUACGACAACUAUCGCAAACUGCAAGAAGCAGAAGAGGCCAAGAAGAAGCGCGAUGCAAAGGCUGCCGCGAUCAAGAAGGCUCGGGAUGCGGCGAAACGAUUUUCGAAACUAGAAGGCAAAGGCCUAGGAGAGGCAGAUGAGGGCGAGCUCGAUGCCAAAAGUUGGCUGUUGAAGCAGAAGAAACGUCAAAAGGAAAUUGACAAAGCCCGAAAGCGAGAACAAGAACUGGCAGAUGCCGAAGCUGCUGCGGAGUACACAGCCAAAGAUCUUGCAGGCGUCAAGGUUGGCCACGAGUUCGACACAUUCGAAGAGGGUGAAGAGCAGGUUCUGACGCUCAAGGACACCACCAUUGAUGAGAAUGAAGAGGAAGGCGACGAGCUGGAGAACUUGGAUCUUCGCGAGAGGGAGAAGCUUCACGACAAGCUGGAACUCAAGAAGAAGAAGCCAGUCUACAAUCCAAACGAUAUUGACGACGAGACGGGCGAAAAGAAGAUAUUGGCUCAUUACGAUGAAGAAAUCGAUGGUAAGAAGGGCAAGAGAUUUACCCUGGAUGGCCAAGGGAGCACCAAAGAAACUCUGGCCGAGCUGGGUUCUGUCCAAAAGAUGAAACCCAAAGCCAUUAGUCUAGAUAUUCUGAGUAAGUACACCACAGAAAUACUCCAAACCUUACCACUCGCUAACUCUGAUUCCAGUGGAUGAACCAAAGUCCGAUUAUCAUGACAUAUCAGAGGUCAAGAUUAAAAAGCCCAAGAAAAAGAAGGCCAAGUCUACUCGCCAGAAAGCCGUGGACGAAGACGAUAUAUUUCCUGUGGUUGAGGCUGUGAAUGCAUCAGUCGAUGACGAGAAUAGCAUGGAUGUGGACAAGCCGGUUGUCAAGAAGAGAACUUUUGAGGAUGUAUCUUUUGUUGAUGAUGAUGACUUACAGGCUUCUUUAGCUGCACAACGACGGAGUGCUCUUAAGAAACGAAAAACGAUCAAACCCGAGGAUCUUGCACAACAAAUACGAGAGGAGGCUUCCGCCACACCCGCUGCUGAAGCUGAACCCGAGGGUGGGUUGGUCAUUGACGAAACAUCCGAGUUUGUUGCGAACCUCCAAAAACCAGUCGCAGCUGAGCCAAAGAAAAGCUCCACGUCAAGAAGGCCAGAGGGAGUUACUGCAAUGGGAGAUGAUUCUGAUGAUGACGGUGACGUUACUAUGGGCCAAUCAUAUGCCAACCUCGAAGAUGAUGAAGACCGUGCUGCACGUUUGCUUAGGGAAGAGUUGGAUGUUGAUGACAUUACAGAAACUGGCUUGGAUCGCGAGGCCACUCUGGACAAAGGUCUCGGCUCAACACUCAAACUUCUCAGAGAGCGUGGCAUUAUUAAGACUGAAGACUCUGGAGAUCUCAACGAAAUCUUCAGACGAAAGCAAUUGUUUCUGGCCGAGAAGCAACGACGUGAAGCAGAAGCCGAAAAGAAAGCUAGAUCUCAGAGAGAACGAGACCGUACAACGGGUCGUUUGGAUCGCAUGUCUGCUCGGGAAAAGGAGGAGUACGCAAGAUCCCAAAACAAUUUCCGUGACCAACAGGAGUCUCGCCAACUUGCGGAGCAUUUCAACAAAGAAUACAAGCCAAACGUCGAACUCAAAUACAUUGAUGAUUUUGGCCGCAGCAUGAACCAAAAGGAAGCUUUCAAACAUCUAUCACAUCAAUUCCAUGGAAAGGGAAGCGGCAAACAAAAGACCGAGAAGAUGCUGAAGAAGAUAGAGGACGAAAAUCGACGAGAAGCCCAGAGCUCACUCGAUGGAUCGAUGGGUGGUAUGAGCGGUGCUACGGCUCAGCAACUCAAGAAGCAGAGGCAAGCGGGUGUCAGAUUGGCGUGAUGGGGAUACGUCAUUGGAAUCCGCAGAAAAGGUGCAACCUCCUCACUGUAUUAUAAUUUAUUCAAUGCUGACAAAAUACUAAAAAGUGAAGAUUUGUUGACCUGUCAACAUUCUGCAUAUUGCUAUGUAAGUUGUGAUGGUGUUUAGACUAACCAACGUUGUGCCCCAGGAUUUCUCGACAUCACUAUCUUGUUCCUCCAGUUUACGCCAUGCUUUUCAGGUGUGGCCAUCCCUCAUCAGCCUUUCUCUUCAGGUUCAGCACCGUUGCAGGUACAUCGUCGGAAGGUCGCACCUUCCCUCCUGCACUAGAUCUCCUUGACGAGCGUUGGGGCACAGGAAGGAAGGCACGACCGAUGUGGGCUUGCUCGGCCUCGUCAUUACCCCCAUCCCCCCCUCCUCAUUUUUCUUUUAAAACAUCAUACCUCCUUCGCUCUUCUUCCAGUUUCCUUAUAUAACUUAAUGCCUUUGAAUCAGUGUUGGUUAGAGUGAGUUCACUUGCAUACAAGAAAGACGGGUAUCUCCUUCUGCCCACACUUUCCUUAAACUCCCUUACCUCAGUAGGCUUAGUCAGUAGGUAAUUAUAU
This is a messenger RNA of Hymenoscyphus albidus, 2688 nucleotides long. The record is from the annotation of a GenBank genome assembly. Lineage: Eukaryota; Fungi; Ascomycota; Leotiomycetes; Helotiales; Helotiaceae.